UUGACGGUGCGGGCAUAAACAACGCGCGAUUGGACAUUAAUUCCGGAAAAAGGAAGCAAUAUCAGUCGACUUUGUCCCAGGCUAAAAGACGAGCUUUCGCUCCUAGACCAAUGACUCACACGAUUCGUGAGCCGUUGCUUAAAUAAAUCUACGCCAUCCGAAACCUUACAAGUUCGACACGUCGAUUACGUACGGUCAGCUGUUGCUCUAAUCGCUAUUAAAAUCGCGAAGAAUCAUUAAUAAUUCCAAGCCGUCGUGGAAAGAAUUGAAAAGAUCUCGCGGAAUCAUGGCACGCUCAACACAGCCGAGAAUAACCGUCGUCUAUCUCUACGAUUGAUUGUCAAGUCCGCGUGACAACGUCUGCAAUCGGAGGAAACCACAGGGCACCACUAAUGACCUCACCGGGUGUCGAAUGAUUAUCUCGGAAGGGGACAAUGUCCUUCUGCAGAAUCACGGGUAAAAGUCGGGGUCUCCCCAGGCCGAACUACUUUCCGCUUCUACCGCCCAUAAGUCCGGCAGACGCGAAGCGAUUCUGCCGUAUCACCGGCAAGUCCUACGGCCUACCGACCCAUCAUUACAUUCCGGUGCUGCUGGGCGCGCACGCCCACGACAAGUCGAAAUGCAAGAUCACGACGAACGCGGCGGGCCUCGGCCCGCAUCACUACACCGCCGGUCUGAUCGUCGACGAGAAGAAGAGGCACGUGGUGCUCAAGGAUUAUCGCUACGUCUUCCCGAUCCUGGAGGGCGAGGGCGAGCAGCAACGCGCCCUGCGGGAGCUCCUGAAGGCGAAGCAGACGCCGAUCGAGGAAGCGGAGAAGUUCGUGUACACGGUGGAGGAGCGAAGAUGCAGCCUCGUGUUCCCGGCGAAGCUGGAAGCCGCUGUCAGGGAUGGCGACGUCAAGGACGUAAUGUUAUCGAGGGAUUGCGACACCGUUUUGCUGAGGCUGAAGCAGGGCAAGAACGUGUCCGUGGAUUUUAAGAAUCUAGAGGAUUUCGAGAAUCUCUACGACGGCAUGGGACCGCGAGAGGAGGUGCUGAAGGAGCGGGAAAAGCUAGAGGCCGAGACUAGAAAACGGAAGAGGAAGAGGCAGACCGCACUGAAUUACGCGAAAAAGUUCUUCGAGGAGAAGGAGAGGGCGGCCGACGAGGAAGAGCUCGAACGUACCAAGCAGCUUAAGCUAAGAAGCAUCAAAGAGGAGAUCAAGGAGGAAACGACGGAAGACUGGAAGUACGUGAAUGCGGAGCAGGCGAGACUCAGGUCUUUCGACAUCGUGAACAUGUCGAGCAUCCUCAAGGAUGCAGCGAAGCCAAUUUCUAACGUGUUAGACUGGAACUCGUUGCAGAACGGCGCGAAGAAACCAGCCGGCGUGCCGAUGAUCGAGAAAAUACCGACGCCCGUGAUGGCGCAGCCACAAGUCUUGGACCAAGAACCAAUUUUAUACGCCAGUUCUAUAUCCGAGUCCGUGGGUGGUUUCGAAGCAAUUGCGAUCUCAAAGUCGCUGACACCUUUAAUCGCGAAGCCGGACGUUGUGCUGCAGAACGUGAUUCAAAGUAUUCCGCAGGGCGAACUUGAGGAGAGCGCAAACGUGACGGAGAAACUUUUACAGGCCGGAGAAAAGGCGUUGGAAUGUCUACCCAAGAUGGAGGAAAUACCCGAGUUAGUACGAAACCUGCCCGCCGGCAAGAAGACGACGAUGCAUAAUAUUAAAGGUCUCAAGCUUGAUAUCAAGUCAGCAGAGAGGUUUGUCGCUGGUCAAACGGUGCACGCACCUUCCGGCACUAUCUUCGUGCCCGGUCAAACCUUGCAAACGCCUCAAGGUCCCACCUUCGUGCCCGGACUGACUCUUAAUACGCCUGACGGUCCUCUUUUGGUGCCCGGACAGAUCGUCACUGUGGACGAGCCGGAUGGGGCGAGAACGCCGGUGUUUGUCGCCGGGCAGACUCUAAUGACGGAGCGAGGCGAGCGUUUCGUGCAAGGCCAGACGCUUCAUACGAGCGAGGGGAGCAAGUUCGUUGAGGGCCAGACCGUUCUGACGGAAGAGGGCCCAAGAUUCGUGGCUGGUCAAGUGGUAGCGGACGGCACUUUCGUCGCAGGUCAGGCCGUGGCCACUUCGGACGGAGUACAAUUUAUGGCGGGCCAGACAGUCACGGAUUAUCGCGGCGAGCCGAUUUUCAUGCCGGGUCAGAAUGUGCUGAUCAACGGCAGGCACGAAUUUGUGCCGGGCCAGAGCGUCGAAUCACCGAACGGCGAAUCCAAGUUCGUUCCUGGACAGACGUUGCUGACAGCCGAAGGCCCGCAAUUCGUUCCGGGCCAAUACGUCACCACGCGCUCCGGCGAGAUGCAUUUCGUUCCUGGCGUUGCCAGGGAAUCGGAAGAUAUCUCGACAUUCGUGCCAGGAAUGACGCUGGACACUCCGAAGGGUCAGAAGUUCGUGGAGGGCCAGGUGCUGAAGACGCCGGAAGGUAUAGUGUUCUGCCCGGGACGCACCGUCAUCACCGAAAAGGGCUUCGAGUUCGUCGCAGCGAGCAAGUUCAACGAGGUGGUAUUCCAAGACGCCGGUCCCGUCGGUAUACCCGUGGAUCCGAAGACCGCGAGUGCAGUAUCGACUCUUCAGCAACGUGAGAUCUUCGGUCACAUGGUACAGACGGAGAGGGGUAUCGAGUUCUUCCCGGAGAACGCGAAAAGCCUGCCGGAGGGUAGAAGAAUCGUGCCCGGGCAGUUGGUCACCGGCGACAAGGACGGGCCGCGUUUUGUACCAGGCGUCAUGACCGAGGACGGCUUCCUGCCGGGUCAGAUAGUCACAACGGAGAAAGGGGAGGAAUUCGUGCCGGGCCAAGUGAUUGAUACCAGCAGCGGGCCGAAGUUCGUGCCCGGCCAGAUAGUGGAGACCCGGACCGGGCCCAAGUUCGUGCCCGGUCAAACAGUAGACACCCCGGACGGGCCACGUUUCGUGCCGGGUCAGAUCGUCGAUACCAAGGUGGGGCCGACGUUCAUCCCCGGCCAGGUGAUCUUCACCGAAGAGGAGGGAUCCAGAUUCGUGCCGGGACAAGUGGUGGACACGCCGGAUGGGCCUAGAUUUGUACCGGGUCGCGUGGUGGAGGCCGGCGAAAUGGGCGUGACCUUUGUACCAGGUCAAAUCGUACAGACGGAGGAGGGGCCAUGUUUCAUCGCCUCCGAUCUCACUGACACGCCUGAGGGCGAGCUCGAGUUUUCUGUGCAGGGCUUCGAGGUUACCCCCGAGGAGCUGCGACUGCUACGGCCGCAGCAUCUGCACUACAAUUCGCGCUUUCGCCAUCGCGGCGAGACCAGCAUAGACGCUAAGAUGUUACGCGAGCUGUCCGAGGCGGGGUUAUCCGUGGGGCGAAAAGUCUCGACGAAUCUGCCGACAGUGGACGUGGACGUGGAUCCGAAGGCGGCGGCCUUAGAGCAGGCUCUCGCCGUGGCGACAACCAAGUUGGGCCUGCAAGGUGGUACGGCAGUAAAACUGGCGCAAGUUAUGUCGACGAUUGCGCAAUUAGCGAGAAACAUUGUUCUGCAGCAGCAACAGAAUUUGGACGAUGCAAAUGUAACGUUGACGAACGGCAAUCGAUCACCCGUUGUUGAAACUGAGGACACAGGGGCAAGCAACGGCAAUAACAUCGAGUCAUUUCGGGGUAUAAUUAGGACAGCAAUCGUAGCCGCCGCUCUGAAGAUAUCGGACGAUCAACGAGUAAUAUUGGACAACAGCAAUCCUCAAGACCUCGUCUACUCCUCCAUCAGCGAGUCGUUCAGCAUGCUGUCGCGUCAGAGCGAUCAAGAUCAGUCGGUGGACGAGAUCCUAAAAAUUCUCUCAAUUCCGCAGAAUCGUAGUUCGCUUUGCCAGAGCGUACUGUCGGAAUUGUUAGAUAUCAAGAACAGCAAAGUGGACAUACUCAAGUCGACCGUGAGCCCAGACCAACAAUUGCAGCGGGACGCCGUGCUCGACAAGCUGUCGAUAAUCCUGAAGGAAGAACACGGCACGGACUUGAUCGGACUGGCUUUUCGAACUGUCUCGAAGAACGACCCUGAGCUGGUGUCGCUUGUAUUGGAGAACGUGUCGCGGCACGUGGCGGACGUCGCGACUGAGAAGGAGGCUACGGAGACGGUCUACAAGGCGAUUGUCGAGGCGGUCCGAGAAUCGAGCGAGAUUCGCGUGAAGGAGCUGCUGAGCGCCGAGGGUCCGGACGUUCGCGAGAUGUUGCUUCAGGCGGUGGGUCUGGCACGAGCCUUGGGCAUGUCCGGCACGGCGAACAGCCUGCUGUCGGUGAUCAGCGACAAGAGGUCUACCCGGGCGCUGGCGAACGAUCGGGUGACCAUGGACGUACUGAGGCGGCUGGCGAUCAUGCGGAAGCUCGCGGAAGAGCGACCGCCCUUCAUGAACGCUCUCGGACAGCUGUGCAGCGAUCCCGAACUGGCUAGGGCGGAUCCGCGACUACGAACCCUCGUGAGAGAGAGCGCCGCGCUAAUGAUAGUACCCGAAGAAAUUCCGUUGCUGUCCUCAGCAGACGUGCCGACCUCGUUGCUGUGCGCCGACAACAGCUUGGCGAUGGAAGAAUUCCUGCUGCGAAGGAGCCACAAGCGAUCGUCCAUCUUCAUGAUCUUGAAGCAGGGUAUGCAGGCGGUCGUGCCCAGAGAGGCCUCCAGAUCGGUGCUGACCGGCGAGGUCGCCUACACCGUCCUCGACGAGGACGGUAUACAUCACUUCGAGCCGUUGCACGUGUUCUCGGCGCUCAGGCUGAAUCGUCCUGCCGCUCAUCGGUUCUCCAUGUACUGUUGCCCGGUAGCGAAGGAGGUGGACGUUGACGGCGAGAUGAUGUCCACCACCUUCACCGGUACAACUUCGAUUGCAAGCAGCCUGGAUGGCUCUGCUAAUGGCAGUUCCAACAAGCAGGAAAGCAACGGCACAGCGACUCUAUCAAGAUCCGAACAAUCGGCCGCUUUUUAUUCAGUCAGCAGGGAGAACACGCCGAGUCUGAAGAGGUUGAACGGCGCCCGGCAACGGGGCAACUUGGAGCGGGGAUCCUCGGAAAAUUACGUCGUCGUGAAGGACUACGUUGCGGACACCGAUGGAUUCGCCGUGAGCGUCGGCGACAUCGUCGAGGCCGUCGAACACGACGGCUCGGCAAAGAAAGCGAGGCUGGACCCCGACCUGGAGGUCGAAGUCGGCGAUAUCUUGGACAAUUCGGCCGCCAAGCACAAGCUUUCGAUUCGACCGCGUCGAAAUCACGCAGAUCCACGCGCUCGGAGCAGCCCGAGCGUCGACGCGAGCCUUCAAAGGGUAUACGUUCGUACAUCCGACGGAAGGCAGGGAUGGUUACCUUCGUCCAUUUUAAUGCAAACGGCGCUUAGCGAGGAGACUUCAUCGAUGAGUCGGCCAGAAGAUUCUCAUUAUCGACGAGAGGCGGUGGUGAAAGAGCUAAUCGAAACGGAGGAAGAAUUCGGCAGGGAUAUUCAGCUCGUCGUGCAACGUUAUCUAAAGCCUCUCGACAAUCCUGGCGUUCCGCGAGUCGUACGGGACAACAAAGAAGUUAUCUUCACUAAUCUCCAGCAAAUAGCUGAUUUUCAUAACACAUCGUUCGGCAGGGUGUUGAUCGAGGGCGUCAAAUACUAUGCGGAUCAACCACGUAUGCUUGGCAGAACUUUCUUGAGACUGGAGAGAGACUUUGACAAGCACGUGGCGUAUUGCAGGGACGAGCCCGCUGCUCAGGAAUUUCUUCAGGCAAACGACGAAGUACGCGAAUACUUUGAGGAGUUGAGUCAGACUCUGGGUGACGACAAGAGUAUAUCGGAACAUCUGAAGCUCCCGAUACAACGCAUAAACGACUACCAGCUCCUGUUAAAGGAGCUGGUGAAGUAUUCGACCCGAUUAGGCGAAAACUGCGACGACUUGCAGAAGGCGCUAGAGUUGAUGCUAGGAAUCCCCCAUAGGGCGACCGACAAUAAAUUCAUAAGCAAUAUCGAGGGAUACAAGGGAAACAUUCACAAACUUGGUAGAUUACUCACGCACGAAUGGUACACGGUUAUUGAUAAGGAAGGAAAGAGCAAAGAAAGAUACUUGUUUCUGUUCAAAGCACGAAUUCUCAUUUGCAAAGUCAGACGGAUAUCGGAGGAUAGAUCAGUUUUCAUCUUAAAAGACAUUAUUCGAUUGCCGGAAGUGGAAGUGAAGGACCAUCCCGACGACGUACGAUCUUUCGAACUGCACAAUCCGGCUGUAUCCAAUUACCCAAUUACUUUAGUGGCUCACAAGGAUCCCGUGAAAGCCUGCUGGCUUAAGGAAAUUCGUCAGUACGCGAGCGAUUUGGUCGCUCUCGCCGAGCACGCAGCGGACGAUCUUCAAGUAACCGAAGAAGUACCGGAAGGCAAGGAAGAGCCCAAGAGCGACGAGAAGCCGGCGCCGGUGAAGGUCGAACCGCCGCAGCCCGCGAACCCUUUGCCCAAAGUCCAGGGUAACCCGAAGGAAGAAGCGAAGGCGGGCGCAGAUAUUAAGGAUUACACGAAAGUUGCGGAGAAGAGGAAGGAUUCCGUGGGCGCAACAGACACGUCGGAGGUAAAGAAGACUAGGGUCGAAGAAGCGCAAGCAGACAUGUCCCGAAGAUAUUCUGCGAGUCGAUACAGCGCCUCUGCGAAAGUCGUGGAAGAGUAUUCAUCGAUAUCGAGCAGUCGUCAUGGCGUGUCCUCCUUCACGGAAUCGGCGGCGUCCGCCGUCGAGACGAGAAUGUCUUCCUCGUCGCAAGGAAUGGGUCGGAUGUCAGAAACCACGACUUCCUACGAGACUGCGAUCGCCGGUGGUAUGGCAACGGAUUCGCACGUCGAAAGCAGAACUGCCAGAAUCGCUCUUGACACCGACGUCGGCAAACCGGCGUUUAUCAAGACGAUAGAGGGAUGCAGUGUGGAACCGAUGCGACCAAAAAAGGCAUUGAUACACGCCAUAGCCGGGGAAGUUGCCACUUUCGAGUGCACUAUGUUAACCAGCGACUCGACCACCAGAAUACAAUGGUUGAAGGAUAAUAAGCCGAUGGAGGACAAGCUGGCCGAUCGCGUCACCACCACGCUGGCCGACAACACGUGCAAGCUUGAAAUUCAGAACGUUCACGAGUCGGAUUCCGGCAUAUACAUCGCGCGUGCCCUGAAUACAAACGGUGAAGCGACGUGCACCGCCCAAUUGGUGGUUCAAAAAUUGAGCCCGGAGGAGAAGAAGGCAAGAGCAGAAGCGAACGGCCCUAUCUUUUUGGUGCGUCUGAAGGACACCGAGCUCCUCGAGAACACCUAUCUACGUUUCAUGAUUAAAGUCAAGGGAGAUCCUAAUCCGGAAAUAAAAUUCUUCAAGGACAGCACCUUGAUCGACGCAAAGCACGAACGCGUGAAAAUUAUCCGGGACAACGCCGAAAAGGGAUUUUACGAGUUGGUUAUCGCUGACGUUCAGAAACAGGACGCUGGAAAGUAUUCCUGCACGGCUAUGAAUCGCUACGGCGAGGCUACGUGCGAGGCGAUCGUGACGGUGACAGACGAGAAGCCACUCUUCCAGGGUCUUCCCGAAGGUCUUCUCGAGCUUGGAACCGAGCCACGAUUUAUUUGGAAGCGCGACGGACAGACGUUCGAUCCUGAGGAGAGAUUUAAGGUUCUCUUCAAGGAUAACGAGGACACACUGGCACUGGUGUUCCAGCAUGUGAAGCCUGAGGACGCCGGUCUUUAUACGUGCGUGGCACAGACCAGCACAGGUAACAUUAGCUGCAGCGCGGAACUGACGGUGCAGGGUGCGGUGAAUCAAUUGUUGAAGGACCCAGAAAAGCCGAAACUCCAGACAGAAUCGAAGCAGACCGAGGUGAGCGCCGGUGGCUCCGCGAUGUUAGAUCUGCAGGUGAAGGGUUAUCCCAAGCCGGACAUCAAGUGGACCAAGGAUGGGCAGGAGAUCAUAGCCGGUGGUAGAAUCAAGUAUCUCUGGGAAGACGAGGAGUCCUUGUCAUUGGUGAUUAAACAGGUCACCGCUAAAGACGCUGGCGUUUACACCAUCAAGGCGAAAAAUGAUCUCGGCGAGGAUAGCACGCAGAUCGAGCUGAUCGUCAAGUCCGCGCCGAAGGUCACGAAGAAGCAGUCAGAUAUGAUAAUCCUCAUCGAGGAGACCGGCACGAUGACGGUGCAAGUGGAGGCCACCCCGGCGCCGGAAGUGACCUGGUACAAGGACGGUCAACUGAUCGAAGAGAGCGAACGUAUCAAGAUCGUCAAGGAGGGUAGCGACACAUACAAGCUUGUGAUCAAAAACGCCAAAUUGACCGACGCCGGUUCGUAUUCGAUUGUCGCGCGAAAUGACGUCAAUCAGACGACUGAGAUCUGGAAAGUCGGCAUCAGAUGCCCGCCGAAGAUCAAGAAGGGCUUGGGCGAGCCACGAGUAAUCAACGAGGGCGAUACGUUGAACCUAUUGAUCGAGGUGGAGUCGGACGGGGAACCUACAGUCAACUGGUACAAGGACGGGCAGCUUUUGACCGCGAGCGACCGCACGAAGAUGACGAAAAACGGAAAUAAUUAUAUACUCACGGUUGGCGGUGCAAAGGUGGAAGAUGCGGCGGUUUACAAGGCCGAGGUGAUAAACAAGCAUGGGACCAUCUCAGACGAGACGAGAGUCAGGGUGCGCGGUAUACCGAGGUUCAAGACGAAACUGUGCGACAUCAGCGCGAACGAGGGCGAGUUGAACGUUGAAUUCAUAGUUGAGGUCGAGGGCUUCCCGAAACCGAGCGUGCAUUGGUUCCUGGGCGACGUUGAAAUCACGGAGAAGCGCACGGAGUACACUCGCGUAGAAGAAGGCGACAAUUACAAACUUAUCAUCAAGGAGGUGAAGACCGAGUUGAAGGGCACUUAUACCUGCAAGGUGCAGAACGAGUAUGGCGAGAACUCGAGCAGUUCCAACCUGACGGUGAAUACUCGGCCGAAGCUUUUGAAGAAAUUGGCGGACCAGAGACUGAAGGAGGGCGAGACGCUGAAGCUGACGUUCGAGGUGUCCGGCACGCCGGAUCCGGAGGUCAAGUGGUACAAGGACGGUGAGGAGGUGUCAGCAGAUGCCAGAAUCAAGAUCACCAGGGAUAGCAAGCGCAACGAGAGCUACGAUUUAACGGUGACGUUGCUGAAGGGCAGUGACGGUGGCUUGUACGAGGUGCGGGCGGAGAACGAGCUGGGCUUCGUCUCCAGCAAGAGCAAAGUUAUCGUGAUGACUGAGACGGAAGAUGAGAAGGUCGAAAAGAUAAAGCCUCCGAAAGAGAAAGCCGAGGAGGUGAAAAUGGAAGAGACGCAGACGAAGAAUUUGGUGGAGGAACAAUUGUCGCAGGAAGAGACUCUGCAUGCAGAAGAAUCGGGAACGGAAGGUCGCGUGAAACUGGAGAAACAAAACAUCCAAGUAAUUCAAGGGGACAAUGAAACAAUCACGAUCUCUAUGGCCUCCACGACAUCACACGAAGCUAUACUCACAGGUCCCGGUGAAAGUCACACGAUCAGCAAGAUGACGGCGACCAAGGUCGAGUGUCGGGAAUUCGGUGUUGAAUCGGGACCUCACGUUGAAGAAGUCGCUUCUUACGCUUACACCGUGCAAGAGGAGAAUUCCAAGCCGCAGAACGGCGUGUUGAUCGAGGAGUUUUCAGAUGCCGAGGAGAAGAAGUCAAAUUUGGGCGCCAAUCGAGGCGUCACGAUUGUCUCCGUUUCCGACGACGAGUCGACCUUGAAAGCAUUGUCGCGAGACGUCAGCACGGAGGAUAUGCAAGCGGCUGAUCAACUCCCAGAGGAUCAAAAAACGACGAACGGCAUUCUCGACGAGCUCGCCUUCAACGGCACGCCAGAAGAGAAAACCUUAGAAGACGUUAAGUUACAUCGAAUCUCCAGAAUCACAGAGACCAUCGCCGAGGAGCAGUCCAUGGAAGAACCGUUGUCGGCGGCGUUGUCGGGGCAAGCUCUGAAGCGAGAAAGUUUAGAUGUGAAGACGAUAAACUUGCCCAGUCAAAGCUCUACGAUUAGCGACGCGAGUCCAGUGAAAAAGGUCGCGGAGACAACUUUAGAUUCACCAAGCUCAGCCGUCGAGUUGUCAAAAGAAACGGCGAAACUUGAGAAGACGAAAACCUCGACCAUAUCGAACGAAACGUUGUCAAGACAGAGUUCUCAGAAGGCGCAGCUCGACGAUGACGACGAGGAAGUCGACGACGAGAUGAAGGAUCUUUUAGCUCGUGUUAAACGGCAACGUAGCGUAUUAGACGAAAUCCUCGAUAAAGAAUCGGGCAGAGAGUCAGCCCCGCCUCACGUCGUGAGCACAGAUCUCACCGAUCGUACGAUCUUCGAGACACAGAAUACGAAGUUCGUGGUGCAGGCCACUGGUUUACCAAGACCAGAUGUGAAGUGGCUCAAAGACGGUAAGCCUCUUCGGGCCGGGGACCGAGUAAGAAUCACAACUUCAGGAGAAUCGUACGAGAUGGAUCUCAGCAAGGCCACCCUCGAGGACGAAGCUCUUUAUUCAUGUGUCCUGACGAACAAAUUGGGCGAGGAAACCGUGGAAGGUUAUUUAAUUAUCGAUACUGUCGACCAGUUGCGGAAACCAAGAUUUACCGAGCCUCUCAACGACGUCGACGUCGCCCUCAAGGACAAUGGCGAAUUUAAGGCUGUCUUUACAGCCGAUCCGGUCCCGGACAUCACAUGGUACUGCAAAGGUCACGAAAUUCCACCCGACGAUUCUAGAAUUAAGUGGACCAUUACUAACGGACCGGCAGCGGAUAAAUUGACAGAAAGUAAAGUCACGUUGAAAAUACCGAAGUGUACGAAAGAAGAUACUGGAGAAUAUACUUUGAAGUUGAAGAAUAAAUGGGGUGAAGCUGAGAGUAGUGCAUUCUUGAGUCUCCUAUUGAAACCGGAAAUUGACAACUUUAGGGAUCACUCUGAAUCGGUGGACGAGCGAGUUGAAUGGCAAGCCAUUAUCAAAGGAAAUCCGAAGCCUGAUAUCAAAUGGAUGAAGGACGGUAGGGAACUGCAAAAGGACGAACGAUAUGACAUGGAGGAGGAUAAAAGAAAUUGCAAAUACAAACUCGUCAUUAAAAAGCUCAGUCUAGAAGACGGAGGCGUCUAUACCGUUGCGGCAACGAAUUAUUUGGGUGAAGCAAGUGCUCAAGCUACUCUCACGGCUCACACUGAAGCUCCAGUCUUCUUGAAAGACCUAUCGAAGAUGCAAUGCAGCGAUCGUGAAGACGUCGAACUGAAGAUCCGCGCGACAGGCGUUCCAAGGCCGAGCGUGGAAUGGCUGAAAAACGGCGAGGUCAUCAAGGAGGACGAAAGGUACCAGGUGACGACUCACGUGGACGGCAUAGUGGACAGUAAUCUCUUCAUCAAGACUUUCUCCGAGAAAGAUGUUGGCACAAUAACGUGUAAAGCGAGUAACGUUGCCGGAAGCACUCAAACUAGCUGCGAUCUAUCUAUGACGUUGACGGCGCCUUCGUUCGGCAAGGCGCUGCCAAGAUCGGAGGAGGUCGACGAGGGCGAGCCUCUGGAACUGAAGGCCAAAGUGGAUGGUAGCCCGAUACCUAACAUCGCCUGGUUCAAGGACGGCGAAAAGAUCACGCCGGACGAUCACGUGAAGAUCAGUACUUUGCCGGAUGGCACCACGAAGCUCACGAUUGAUACGGUGAAGCCUACCGAUUGCGGCGCCUACAAGCUCGUCGUUUCAAACCCUAGCGGCGAGAAUUCUUCGCUCUGCGCCGUCGCCGUUACGCCCGAACGAAGGAGACCGUCGUUCACGAAGCCACUGGAGGAUACAAAGGCCGUGGUUGGGCAACCGUUGAAAUUGGAAGCUCAAGUUUUAGCGUUCCCAAACCCGCAAGUGCAAUGGUUCAAAGAUGGAAUACCAUUACGACAUACGAAGGAAAUGAACUUCGUGAACGAACCGAACGGUCUCAUCGGAUUGAAGAUGGAUUACGUGCGUCCGGAGGACGCAGGAACCUAUUCGGUGAUCGUAUCCAACGCGCUCGGUGAUAUCACGGGUACGGCUAAGGUGCAAGUGGAAGAGAGAGAAAAGAGGCCAGAAUUCGUUGCGAGUCUUCAACCGCAAACCGUCGUCGAAGGUUUCCCAGUAAAGAUGGAGGUGAAGACCAUAGGAAAACCGACGCCCGAACUCAAGUGGCUGCGAAAUGACGAAGAAAUCGUUCCAGACAACAAGCAUGUAAAAAUCAUUAGUCAACCGGACGGUAGUCAAGCCUUGAUUCUCGACAAGGCAACGCCAGAAGACGUCGGCGAGUACCAGGUGGUAGCCGGCAAUACAGAAGGCACUGCAUCCUGCAAAGCCAAGCUGGACGUUGCCGGCAAGGUGAAACCGGACACGCCGGAGGAAAAGCCGGCAUUCACCAGUCCUAUGCGCGACGUGUCCGUCGAAGAAGGUCAGCCGUUGACGCUGGACGUGUCGUUCGUCGGCAAUCCAAUCCCCGACGUGAGCUGGACGAAAGACGGCGAGCCGGUCGUGCCGUCAGAACGCGUGACAAUGAGCUGCGACGGGAAGAAGGUCGGUCUGCAGGUCGAUCCGUGCAAGCCCACAGACGCGGGCGUCUACGGCUGUCGGAUAAGCAAUCCGCUGGGCGAGGACACCGCCAGCGCUAACGCCAUCGUCCGCAAGGUCUACCAGCCACCGACCUUCACACAGAGGUUCACGGACUUACAGCAGCUGCCCACGUACGACGCCAAGUUCCCGGCCCGUGUCACCGGCAUACCGCAACCGGAGGUGACCUGGUACUUCAAUGACAAGCCGAUCCUGAAGGACAACGACAAGUACAAGAUAAAGCACGACGGCGAUGCCUACUGCUUGUACGUGAAAGACUGCGCAUAUGACGAUUCGGGACGGUACAGGUGCAGAGCCGUCAACAAAGGCGGCGAGGCGGAAUGCGCGGCGAAUCUGACUGUAGUAGAUAAAAUUCAAAAAAUGCAGAAAGUCGAGCCGCCGGCAUUCCUCAAGAGGAUCGGCGACUGCGAGGUCUACAGAGGCAUGCCGGCCAAGUUCACCGCGUGCGUCACGGGAUACCCGGAGCCCGACUUCGAAUGGUACCGCAAUGGCGACCGGAUAUGGCCCACUGAUCGCAUCAGGAUGGACCAGGAGGGCAGUCUGUUGCGGCUCACGAUAGUCAACGUGGACGAGUUGGACGCCGGGAAAUACGUGCUGAAGAUAUCCAAUCCUCACGGCGAGGAUUCGUGCAGCGCCGAGAUGGUUUACGAAUCUCUGGAACCACGCGCGAAGAAACCUCUUGCCGAUCAGUACGCGGAUUACGACAAGUACCGGAAGUCCGGCAUCCCGCUGCCCUUGGCGGACCGUCCGAUCAUCAGCCGCAUGAUGGACCGACACCUGACCCUCUCGUGGAAGCCGUCCAUCCCCAUCGGCCCGCGCGUGCCCGUGACUUAUUUAGUGGAGAUGUGCGAACUUCCGGAUGGCGAUUGGUUCACCGCCCGCACCGGUAUUCGCAGCUGCGUCUGCGACAUUCGCAAUCUCGAGCCGUUCCGCGAUUACAAGUUCCGCAUUCGCGUGGAGAACAAGUACGGCAUAAGCGACCCGUCGCCGUUCGCGCAAACGUAUCGCGCCAAACUGGAGCCGGAGCCGCCCAAGUUCUUCCCGUAUCUACCGCCUGGCAUCGACUUCCGUCCCGAGACCAGUCCCUACUUCCCGAAGGACUUUGACAUUGAGCGACCGCCGCACGACGGCUAUGCCCAGGCGCCUAGGUUCUUGCGCCAGGAAUACGACACUCAAUACGGCGUGAAGAACCACAACUGCAAUCUCUUCUGGUUCGUCUACGGCUAUCCCAAGCCGAAAAUGACGUAUUACUUCAACGAUCAGUUGAUCGAGUCGGGCGGUCGAUACGAUCAGAGCUACACUAGAAACGGCCAGGCAACCCUCUUCAUCAACAGAAUGCUCGAGAGGGACGAAGGUGUCUACGAGGCUGUCGCUACGAACGAACACGGCGAGGCCAGGCAGAAAGUUAUCUUAAAAAUCGCCGAGUAUCCCACGUUUAUCGAGAGACCCGACGAGACCAUCGUAAUGGUGAGAAGAAACGGCCAAUUUACCGCUCGUGUAACGGGCGUACCUUACCCGGAGAUCAAGUGGUACAAGGACUGGAAGCCAAUAGCAUCAUCUACCAGAAUUAGGAUUCAGUUCACCGAACCUGACAUCACGACCCUCAUCGUGAACGACGCCAUCGUGAAGGACGAGGGACUUUAUUCGAUCAGCGCGGGUAACGUGGCCGGCUCGAUAUCCUGCUCGGUGAUGCUGCACGUGGAAGAGAGCGAGCACGAAUACGGAUACAGGACGUACAGGAAGAAAAUGGACGUGAAACCACGCGACAAGCUGUUCGAUGACUUGUACGAUCUGGGCGACGAGCUGGGCCGCGGCACUCAGGGUGUAACUUACCACGCGGUCGAGCGAAAUACCGGCAGAAAUUACGCCUCCAAGAUUAUGCACGGGCGCGGUGACCUCAAGCCGUUCAUGUACAACGAGAUGGAGGCGAUGAACAACCUGCAUCAUCGCAAAUUACUGCGAUUGCACGACGCCUUCGAGACCAACGAUUCGGUCACGUUGGUCAUGGAGUUAGCGGCCGGUGGCGAAUUAGUGGACAACCUCACGAGGCAAGAACAUUAUACCGAGAUAGAUAUCGCUCGUUACAUACGCCAAUUGCUGUGGGGAUUGGAAUACAUGCAUGGAAAUUAUUAUGCGCACCUCGGUCUGACGCUCGGCGAUCUGCUAAUCUCCCACGCCGGAGGAGACGACCUGAAGAUCGGAGAUUUCGGACUUGCCCGCAGAAUUUCGCAUGCAAGGCUGAUGACCCUGGCGUACGGUAUGCCUGAAUACGUCUCGCCGGAAGUAACUAACAACGAGGGUGUCAGCUACGCCGCGGACAUGUGGUCCGUUGGCAUAAUCACCUACAUUUUGCUGUCGGGUAUCUCGCCAUUCAGAGGUGCGAACGACAGAGAGACGCUCAAGAAGAUCAGAGAGGGCAAGUGGGACUUCGACGACCGAUGGAGAAAUAUCUCGAACGAAGCGCAGGACUUUAUCCGCAACUUAUUGGCGUACAACGUCGACAAAAGGAUGGACGUUAAGGCCGCCUUGGCUCAUCCGUGGUUCAAUUACAUCGACAGCUCGCCGCCGGAACCCUAUAGGAUACCUUCCGAGAAUUUGAAGAAUUAUUACAAACUUUAUCGCGACUGGUACAGCAACGCUUCGUGCCGCACGUGGUACCGCAGAAGCAAACUGGAGACAGCGUUCGACGAUCCAUCGCGAAUGGUGUAUCCGCCCGGACAUAAGUUCACGCCCGAACCCGACAGGAGUCGCAGUCCGUUGAAGAAACGCUCGCCCAGAACGUGGGAAAAUCAAAUACCGUCCAGAGAACCGAUCGACACGGAGAUCGGCAUAAUCAGUAGUGAAAGCCAUUAUCAGAACGGUCCAGACACAUAUCUUCUUCAACUGCGGGACACCGACUUCCCCGUACGACUACGUGAAUACAUGAAAGUCGCGUGCAAUCGUAGCCCCGGAUUCUCGCGUUCUAUUACGGAAGACAACGGCUUCGACUGGAGAGCUCCCAUCAUACGGGAACGUCGUCGAUUCACGGACGUCAUGGACGAGGAGAUCGACGACGAGAGGAGGGCGCGCAUCAAUCGGUACGGCUCGGCGGACACGUUCACGCUUAGACGUUUGAAGAACGAACUGGGCACGCGGUUAGACAGUUAUGCCGAGGCGGAGGCGAUGAUCGAGUCGAAGAAGGAAGGCCAGCUUCCGUUCUUCCGCGAGAAGCCGCAGAUCUGCCCGAUCGAGGAGGGCAAACCGGCGCAUCUCACCUGCCUGGCAGUAGGAAACCCGAAACCGCUGAUACAGUGGUUCAAGAACGACAUGGUCAUACAGGAGAACAACAGGAUCAAAGUGACGGAGGAUUCUGACGGGAGAUCCAUGCUCAGUUUUCAUCCUACGAAGGAGCACGACAUCGGAAUAUACAAGGUCGUGGCGAGGAACCCGAUAGGACAGACGAUUGUCCGAACCAGAGUGUUGCAGGCAACGGUUUCUUGCGGCCCGGAUUCUCCGGAGGCUUCCGACGUUUCGGAUACCGAAGUCCUCCUGCGCUGGAAGCAGCCCAAGUACGAUGGCAACUCGCCCGUGUUGUGCUACAAUCUACAGUACAAGGAGGGUGAUUCAAUCGCCUGGAUAGACGUCGCCUUCAACAUUGACCACGAAUUCUAUGUGGUGCGCGACCUGAAGCAGGACACGAGUUACAACUUCCGUCUGGCGGCGCGCAACCGCAUCGGUUGGAGCGAGAAGGGCAUCCCGUCCAAGUUGAUCAAGACGCGGCUGCCGGGCUGCCCGAAGGUACAAAUCACGCGGGCGAUGCGGCAUCUCCAGGAGCUGACUGAGGCCGGCCAGGAGAUUGUCCUGGAAGAGGACAGGCCGCACAUCGAUUAUUCCCUAGAGGAAAAUCCGAUCGAAUGGUCGGUGGAGCCGCAGCUGUCGGCCAAGUAUAGCUUCAUCUCGGAGUUGUCGCGCGGACAGUUCUCCGCGGUGGCGAAGGGCGUGGAUAAGAGGACGGAUCGCGUGAUCGUCGCCAAGAUCCUGGAAUUGAACGCCGAGACGGAGAAGCAGGUGAACCGGGAGUACGAGGUGUUGCGCUCACUGCGACACGAACGGAUAGCGAUGCUGGAAGCUGCGUACAAGACAUCGGGCACUCCUGUGGCGGUGUUCAUCCUGGAGAAGCUUCAGGGCGCCGACAUACUCACGUACUUCUCCAGUCGGCACGAGUACACGGAGAACUGCGUGGCGAACGCCAUUACGCAGAUCCUCGACGGCCUGCAAUAUCUUCACUGGCGCGGCUACUGUCACCUGGACAUUCAGCCGGACAACGUCGUGAUGUCGUCCGUGAGAUCGGUGCAGGUGAAAUUGGUCGACAUGGGCUCGGCCCAUAGAGUCAGCAAACUGGGCGCGGCGGUGCCCAAGCACCUGGGCCAUUCCGAGUACAGAUCACCCGAGCUCUACAACGACGAGCCCGUCUACCCGCAGACGGACAUCUGGAUGGUCGGUGUGCUCACCUACGUAUUGCUGUCCGGGGUUUCUCCGUUCCGCGGUAAGGACGCGGACGAGACCAGGCAGAACAUAUCCUUCGUCAGAUACAGAUUCGAGCAUCUCUUCAAAGAGCUGAGUCAAGAAGCUACCAGAUUUCUCAUGUUGGUCUUCAAACGCGCGCCAAGCAAAAGACCAAUACCAGAGGAAUGUCACGAACAUCGGUGGCUAGUGCCGACCGAUUUCAUGAUUAAGAAACGCGAGAGGGCUGUGUUCCUGGGUAACAGAUUGAAGGAAUAUAAUGAGGAAUAUCACGCAGAAAAAUUAAAGAUAGCUUCAGACAGUGACAGCCUGGCGAGCGAGAGUUUGCUGGGUUCCAAACAGAAACUUAUCAGGUCAACCAGUAUACAAGAAGAGCUGCUGACUACGUUCUAACGAUGUGGAGAGCUACAAUUUUUUAUUUAUAUUUAUGUAUACAUACACUUGCGCGCGCGCGCGCGCACGUGAAUACGCGUAUGGUCCAUAAGUAUGUGCCACUUCGCGUACAAGCCUAGUCUAUAUCCGAACAUCGAGGAGGGGAGAGCGACGAGAAACGAGAUGUACAAGGAGAAAACUCUCUCUCCUUGUUUUCUCUUUUGUUAUUAUUUAUUUGUUACAACUUGUAAUUAUAACGAAAAUCGUUGUCGACCGAGCGUCGAUGUUUCGCCGGCCCUUUCGUCGGCAGUCAAAUUUUCAGCCGUCCGUUAAUUCGACGAGUACGACCGAUAACUGGUGGUCUACACAUUUCAAUAAAUCCAGGUAAAAAGGUAAAUGGAAUAAUAUACAGAAUAAAUCGAAUUUUUUUGAAGUUUAAUAAAAAAUGUUGAUCAAGCAUUGUACGAAAAUUAUAAAUAAACACUUGACAAAACGGUAGUACGCACCUUUCUAAUUUCUCCAUCUCUCCAUUAGCGUGAGAUAUUUUGUUUACAAAAUUCAAUACGUACACGAUUUAGAAAUGAGAUAUUGGAAUUAUAAUUGUUUAGAUAUAUUAUUACACACCUGCUUUUUCUUUUUUUAUUUACAAUUGCUCGUUGGCAUUACAAUGUCUCAUAGAGAGAGAGAGAGAGA
Molecule: messenger RNA, 18155 nt
Organism: Vollenhovia emeryi
Lineage: Eukaryota; Metazoa; Arthropoda; Insecta; Hymenoptera; Formicidae
Gene: Obsc
Product: muscle M-line assembly protein unc-89
Exons: 37
Coding region: 435-17483 (5682 amino acids)
Biological process (GO): protein phosphorylation
Molecular function (GO): guanyl-nucleotide exchange factor activity; ATP binding; protein binding
Source: RefSeq, a predicted model, not a curated record